UCUACCCACAUAAUUUGAUCCCAGCGUGUGCACUUUUGUAUGCAGAGGACUGGUCACAGGAUGCAGGCUUUGCUGCGGAACGUCUGUCGAUCCGGAACCCGCGGCACGUCUCAGAAGUUCCUGGACUGCACUCCUCCCGGGGCUGCCCAGUCGUUCAUAGAACCUCUGAGGCCUUGCAGCUGGAUUCGUCAAAUCGUGAGCCCAGUCAUUCCACACGAAGGUGUUCAGACUUAUGGUUUCUGCACCAAGGCUCUGGCUGUGAGGGGGUUCUCGACAGUGGCGGCUGCCGAGGAUGAAGAUUCCAGCUCUCCAAUGGUUGACCACCCGCCGAGCAUCAAGUUCAAGAGGCCUGACAAAACGGCCAGGCACAUUAUGAAUAUCUUGAACAAAAAGGCAGUCGACAAAGUCCGCACAGAGAGGGAGAUUCCUGAUGUGCAGCCUGGAUGUAUUGUCCAAAUGAGAGUGCAAGUGCCUGAGAACAAGCGGCGUGAGUCUACAUUGAAAGGCAUCGUCAUAGCAAGGCGCAAUGCUGGGAUCGCUACAACUUUCAGAUUGCGUAGAUUAGUAGCCGGCGUGGGAGUUGAGUCUGUCUUUCCACUGUACUCGCCAAACAUCAAAGAAAUCAAGAUCUUGGACAGGAAGAAAGUCAGGAGAGCAAAGCUGUAUUACCUUAGGGACAGAAUGAAUGCACUUAAGAAAUGAGACCACAACAUGAGCUUGGUUUUUACCGUUUUGCUUCUGAUGUGUAUCUGCAUUGCUUCAGUUGCCAUAGUGCUUGCAGUUGGAGACGCCCGAUGCUUAGUUCCAGCUCGUAGAACUAGUGUCUCCAGUCACCAUGCAUGGUUUCUGGAGCGAAGUGCUAACAGAAGUUUUGUUUCUGUUAUUUGGAAUUUAACAGUGUGGAUCGGUACUAUUUUGUGCUUUCUAGCAGUCAGUGUAAAGGAAAGAAAUAAAACACCCUAGGAUCUGUAGCUCCUCCAUUU
Messenger RNA from Lolium rigidum, 983 nucleotides. RefSeq names its product 50S ribosomal protein L19, chloroplastic-like. The record is from RefSeq and is a predicted model, not a curated record. NCBI's taxonomy places the organism in Eukaryota, Viridiplantae, Streptophyta, Magnoliopsida, Poales, Poaceae. Gene Ontology annotation, molecular function: structural constituent of ribosome. The coding region runs from base 40 to 702 and encodes 220 amino acids. Gene Ontology annotation, biological process: translation. Gene Ontology annotation, cellular component: ribosome. The transcript is spliced from 5 exons.